This is a messenger RNA of Lingula anatina, 1773 nucleotides long. RefSeq names its product E-selectin-like. NCBI's taxonomy places the organism in Eukaryota, Metazoa, Brachiopoda, Lingulata, Lingulida, Lingulidae. The record is from RefSeq and is a predicted model, not a curated record.
AUGGAGUGGGUGAAGACUGCAAUGCUUCUGAUGGGAUGCAUUCAUGGCAUUUAUGGUGUUGCAAUAAUGGUAGAUUGCCCUUCAUUUGAUAGGACAGCAGCAACCUUGGACAAGCACUGGUGUAAAAAUGAUUCCACAGUCACAUACACUGUAGCCAGGCAAAACUGUGAAGACAUUUGCUCAGUCCUGGCAGUACCGACCUUGCAUACUGAGAUUUCAUUUCAUGAAUUAAUCAAUGGCAUCCAGCGUUGGAUAGGCAUAGAGAAUAAUGGCAGUGCCUGGUCUGGCAUGGAUUCUGGCUAUAACCGUUGGCCAGGUGGUGUAGAACCAGCCAGCAAUGGGCAGUGUCAAGCAGCUACCUUUACAUUCAGGCAUGGAAGUCCAGUAACAUUCUCAGCACACAGCUGUGAGGACACAUUCCCAUACCAGUGUCAACAAGCCACUGCUCCUUGUGGUGCCUCACCAAACAUUGCCCAGGCCACAAAGGUAUACAGCCGGUGUAGCUCCAGUUGUUGUUUUGUUGGGGGACAGGUAAAUUACACAUGCCAAGCAGGUUACCAGCUCACUGGAUUUGAAGGCUCCAUAACAUGUAACAGUGAUGGGAACUAUUCUGUUGAUGCCAGUGUUGGAACUUGUGUUGUAUUAUCUUGUUCUAAUUACACCCUAAACAGCAACGAUCAUGUGACAGGCAAUGACACCAGUGGAAGCUACGUGUAUGGCACAGUGAUAGAGUUCACAUGUGAGGACGGUUAUGAGCUGGUCGGAGGAGGAGGAGCUACCACAAAACUUGUUAGAUGUAGUGCAUCUGGAGCCGGAGUAGACUGGGACUCGACAGUUCCCACAUGUCAGGCAUUUUCUUGUUCUAAUUACACCCUAAACAGCAACAAUCAUGUGACAGGGAAUGACACCAGUGGAAGCUACGUGUAUGGCACAGUGAUAGAGUUCACAUGUGAGGAUGGUUAUGAGCUGGUCGGAGGAGGAGGAGCUACCACAAAACUUGUUAGAUGUAGUGCAUCUGGAGCCAGAGUAGACUGGGACGCAACAGUUCCCACAUGUCAGGUACCCCAACCUGCUUCCACAGCUGUCAGUAACUACCCAAGAAAUGUAUUUACUUGUGCCAUAAUAAUAUUAUCAAACAUGCUUGUUUACAAACAGUUUUAAAGGACUUGUUCAAAUGCAGCUUUGAAGGAUAAGCCAGGAUGGUAUUUUUGAAUAUCAAAGACUCUCAAUAAUAGAUUUUUUGAUUAAAUUUGUUGUUGAUUUGCUUAUGCCGUUUAAAUGACCUGGUUGUAGAAAAAAAGUGAUAAAAAUUGAUUAUUUAACACAAGGUUUGUUUUAUUUCAAUAUAUCUGUACAAUAAUGUUAGGAAAAAGAAAGGAAAUAAUUAUAAAAAUAAGAGUACAAUAUUCAGGCUGGGCAAGAGGAGAGAAGUAAGAGAAAGUGGUAUUUGAAAAGGGGACCCAGUUAGUUAUCAGGGUGAUGAGGCUCAGUCUUUGAAAGAUCAGGCAUACGUCUUUUAAAUAUAUAUAAGCAUUUUUUUGUGACAAUACAUCCAAUUUUCACAUUUUGAUUAUGACCAUUUUUGUAUUCAAGCUUCACUGUUUGCACCCAUAUGUACAUACACUGUAUAUGAUAAAAAUACCCCAUUUUGGGUAACUUUUUUCACAGACACCCAUAAUGCAUUACUUAAUAAAAUGCAAUAUAUACCUGUAGAUUGCAAAAUAAAUUGUAUUAAAAAACUAAAAUGUUUAUUUGCAAAUCUUGAAUGACUCU